AUGCUUUGCUGCCAUAUCUUGAAAGUUUUCAACCAACUUGGUGUUGAUGAAAUCCCAGCGCAGUACAUACUUAGGAGAUGGACACCUAUAGCAAUCCCCAGCGCACCCCCUGCUGUCGAAGAGCAACCUGAUGAGAUGCCACCACAGUCGAAAAAGGAACUCAGGCAUGCUAAUUUGAUGAUGGAUUUUGGUAGUCUUGCCCGGGUUGCUAGUGCGUCAGAUGCUGCAACGGAUAUUGUAAAGAAACAUAUGCAUGGUGCGCAUCAUGAAAUCAAAAAUCUCAACAUGUCAAAGAAGAAGAAAACGGCAGCACCAACAAGUGGGCCCUCUGGUGGUUCUGCACCACCAUCAGCUGAUGGUUCUGCGCCACAACCGAGUAACUCUCAGGCAACUGGUGGCCCUGCGGUGCGUCCUGAAGGGCCUGCACAAUCCCCUUCUGGAUCUAGACAACAGUGA
Molecule: messenger RNA, 456 nt
Organism: Triticum turgidum subsp. durum (durum wheat)
Lineage: Eukaryota; Viridiplantae; Streptophyta; Magnoliopsida; Poales; Poaceae
Source: the annotation of a GenBank genome assembly